AUUUCUUUCCACAUAAGAAUGGCGCCGUUGAGUUGGGAACAGCUGGAUAAGGGUGCUUAUUUUCUGAAAUAACGAGUCGAAUCAGUUUUUAUCACUCUCAAAACAAGCACAAUGUCUAGGCAUAGGCAUGUGCGUGGCAUGAACUUUCAUGACGAGUGUGAGCAUGAAGAUGACAUAUAUGGUCAUUCUAUUGAAGAUGACUACUGUAUUUCACCUGGCACAGCUGCCCAGUUUACAUUUGACCGCAACCAAGGCCAUUCACUGUCAGCCUUCAUGUCACAAGAUGAUAUUCCUGAAGAAGAGGAAGGAAGUGAGAGUGACAGUCCAGAUCCCUUAAAUGAUUCCAGAAACUACAGGAGGCCCCUUCUAAAUGAUGUAGAUGAAGCUCGUUUGAAUUCUUGCCUUGAUGGUAUAAGAGAUGUGAUGGGUGAAGCCUUUCCAGAGCAUGUGCUUGUGGAAGCUGUUCUCAGCAAUGGAUUCAAUAUAGAGAAAGCUCUGAAUGCACUCCUUACAAAGCAGUCAAGUCCAGUUAAAGAAAAACCUCCAGAGAUUGCUCAAGAGCAGAGAAAAUUUCGAGAUGAUAUUGUUAAAGAAAAGCAGAAGGGAGCAUUUGGAAAGCAGAAGUUGACAGACAGAACCAAUCUCAAUACAGAGUUCAAAUUAGACAAACCACCUGCUGGAGAUGAUUGGCAUCAGAAAAAUAUCCAGGUCAAGGACAAUGAAAUUGAGGUCAAGGCCAAUGAUCUGGCCAAUGGAUCUGAAGGAGUGAGGAUGACAUUUUCUAAGACAGCAACACCGGCAAAGGGUUUCACUCUAAAAGACAAUGACAAAAAAGCAGGUUUAGGUUUAGCUGGAGGCGACUCUGACAAUGUGGAUAGUGACAAGGAAGAGAAAGUAAGAAAUGCCAAUGUUGAGGCAUCGCCACUGAGGGGCAGCAAGGCAGUUGAUGGGGCUUGUGCAACUCCUGGAAUUACUAGGAGUGUUUCCAGGACCAAACAGGAUAAAGUUGAUGUCCAAAAAGAGAUAGAGAAAAGAAAAACAGGAAAGGAAUUGCUAAAUUUGGUUGUCAUUGGUCAUGUGGAUGCAGGCAAAAGCACUCUGAUGGGUCAUCUUCUGUAUCAACUUGGUUUUGUGAACAAGAAACUUAUGCACAAGUAUGAACAGGAUUCAAAGAAGAUAGGCAAAGCAUCGUUUGCAUAUGCUUGGGUCCUUGAUGAAACAGAGGAAGAGAGGAGCCGUGGUGUCACAAUGGAUAUAGCUCAAACCAGAUUUGAGACUGACAACAGGAUAGUUACCCUGCUAGAUGCACCAGGACAUAAAGAUUUUAUUCCCAAUAUGAUAACAGGUGCUGCUCAAGCUGAUGUAGCAAUUAUGGUUGUGAAUGCCACCAAAGGAGAGUUUGAAACUGGCUUUGAAGCUGGUGGUCAAACCAGAGAACAUGCCCUUUUAGUCAGGUCUUUAGGCGUAUCGCAGCUUGCUGUAGUGGUCAACAAAAUGGACACAAUUGAAUGGUCAAGGAAAAGAUUUGAUGAAGUAACCCAGAAGAUGAAACAAUUUCUGAAACAGGCAGGGUUUAAAGAGGCUGAAUUGAGCUUUAUUCCCUGCAGUGGUCUUGGAGGUGAAAACCUAACCAGGGUAACAGAGGCUAAGCUCCAGGAAUGGUACAAGGGUCCCACAUUAUUAGAACAGAUAGGGAAAAUGAGCCGUGGUGUCACAAUGGAUAUAGCUCAAACCAGAUUUGAGACUGACAACAGGAUAGUUACCCUGCUAGAUGCACCAGGACAUAAAGAUUUUAUUCCCAAUAUGAUAACAGGUGCUGCUCAAGCUGAUGUAGCAAUUAUGGUUGUGAAUGCCACCAAAGGAGAGUUUGAAACUGGCUUUGAAGCUGGUGGUCAAACCAGAGAACAUGCCCUUUUAGUCAGGUCUUUAGGCGUAUCGCAGCUUGCUGUAGUGGUCAACAAGAUGGACACAAUUGAAUGGUCAAGGAAAAGAUUUGAUGAAGUAACCCAGAAGAUGAAACAAUUUCUGAAACAGGCAGGGUUUAAAGAGGCUGAAUUGAGCUUUAUUCCCUGCAGCGGUCUUGGAGGUGAAAACCUAACCAGGGUAACAGAGGCUAAGCUCCAGGAAUGGUACAAGGGUCCCACAUUAUUAGAACAGAUAGAUAAAUUCAAAGCCCCAGAGCGCCUGGUAAACAAACCAUUUAGGAUGUGUGUUUCCGAUGUGUUCAAAGGGAUGGGGAGUGGGUUCUCCAUCAGUGGUCGUCUGGAGGCUGGUAGUGUGCAGGCGGGAGACAAGGUGGUUGUAAUGCCAGCAGGAGAAACUGCCACUGUAAAAAGUGUGACCAUUGAUGAAGUGCUAUGUCCCUGUGCCUUAGCUGGUGACAAUGCUAUUGUCACUGUUACUGGGAUUGAUAUGUCCAAUGUGCACAUAGGGAGUAUCCUUUGUGACCCCGCCAACCCAAUUAAGUCAGCAACAAGAAUAAAAGCGAGAGUGGUCAUCUUUAACAUUGAAGUGCCAAUAACUAAAGGUUUUCCGGUUGUUCUCCACUACCAAACUUUGAAUGAGCCUGCCACCAUCAGAAAACUGAUUAGUCAAUUACACAAAUCAACAGGGGAGGUUGUUAAGAAAAAACCAAGGUGCUUAACUAAGAACAUGAAUGCCGUGAUUGAGAUAGAAGUGGGACGGCCAAUAUGCAUAGAAAUGUUCAGAGAUUACAAAGAUCUGGGUAGAUUUAUGCUACGUUACAGCGGCAUGACCAUAGCUGCUGGUCUAGUCACAGAAAUCAUUGAGAGCAAAGCAAAUAUGGGUUAGAGCCAUGACCAUUUUAAAUGGACACUCCAUGGACAGGGGGCAGAGGCUACAUAUAGAAGAUAGCAACGUUGACUUUUAUCCCAGCAUAAGCUCGAUAAAAAGAAAUCUUAGAUACUGAAUUCAAGGAUUAGGUGCAAUACUCCAGAAGGUCUAGAUUGCACCAAGUUUUAACAGAGACAAAUAUUUACUGUUUUUAGAUGAUUUCUUCAUUUUGAUGUGAAACAGCGAAUUGGGGAACUUAAAAAUAAAUGUGAUUGUUAACAAAA
This is a messenger RNA of Lingula anatina, 3077 nucleotides long. Its product is annotated as HBS1-like protein. Lineage: Eukaryota; Metazoa; Brachiopoda; Lingulata; Lingulida; Lingulidae. Gene Ontology annotation, molecular function: GTP binding; GTPase activity. The record is from RefSeq and is a predicted model, not a curated record.